CACUACAGGGUGUGGCAGGAGGUCGUUGAUAAAGGCUACAGAAACGUUCUGAUCUUUGAGGAUGAUGUGCGCUUUGAGCAUUUCUUCAGACGGAAGCUUGAUGCGUUGAUGAUGGAGGCCAAACAGAUGAGGCUCGAUUGGGAUCUCAUCUACUUGGGCAGAAAGGUCAUGGACAAUAGCGACGAGCAGUGGGUUGAGGGCAUGACGACCAUGUGUCAUCCAGACUACUCAUACUGGACACUGUCCUACGCACUGACGAACCGCGGUGCCCGCAAGCUGCUAGCUCAGAAACCACUACAGAAGAUGGUGCCGGUGGACGAGUAUCUACCGAUCAUGUUUAACAAGCAUCCCACGUCUGAAUGGAAGCAUCCAUUCUCACCACGGGACCUGCGGGCAUACUCAGCUGCACCAUUGCUCGUACAUCCAACGCACUACACUAAGGAGCAGAAUUACAUCAGUGACACCGAGGACUCCAUCGUCAUAAACACAGACGAGUUUGGUGGUGUGCCGGCGGUGCCAUCUGGUGGCCCACACACCGUAGACAAGCACGGCGAGCUUUAGCGCCAGUGCUGAUGCAAACCCACCUAUGAAUGGUGUGAAUGUUGGUUUGUGCCACUUCUUGUCAAUAAGUGGUCAUGGUCACUAUACAAGGUCAUGUUAACGAGUACUGUCUGACCUUGAAUAGUGAUCAACAUCUGAGCCAUGGCUGUGCCAAAAUGUAUAACUGUUUUUAUAACCACAGUCCAAUGUUCAUUAUUGUAUUCGCGUAUACGCGUUACAUUAUAUUGAAACUCGUACACUAACCAUGAUUGUGCCAAAUUCUAUUGUUUUUUUUAUAAUCUCAAGAUUAAUGCUGGUGAUAUUGGAAACCAUUGAAUCUCAGUCUCAAAAAUUGGAGACAUAUCUAUUUUAGUACUACAAUCAUUUAGAUGAUAAUUCUUGUUAUUUAAACAUGCCCGUAGAAUGAGGUCUGUGUGCACAAAUCAGAUUUUGGAGAAAUUGGAGACAUAUCUAUUUUAGUACGACAAUUAUUUAGAUGAAAAUUCUUGUUAUUUAAACAUGCCCGUAGAAUUAGGUCUGUGUGCACAAAUCAGAUUUUGACCAUCGUCAGAUUUUGAUUAUUCGUGGUCACAUGAUAACAGGGUCAUUUAGAUGUGAUCAUGUAAAUUUAUAAUGCUGCCAUACCUCAUCUUAAAUGGAUGAGUCCCACCACGCUGAACAUGACAUCAUUUUAGUUUAAUCUUAUAGCCUACUCAAGAAACCACAUGCUUAGUAUUAUGCCAGUAAAAAGGUUGCAGCCGUAAGCUAAGCACACGUAGGCUUCUAGUAGGAACAUUUGCCCAAAUCGCUAAACAGAAUGAUGAGGUCUUUGAUAAAUAUGCCCAAUUAUUUAUUCUUGGGAUCAAGUCACCGAUAAAUGGUAGUAUUGAUUUUUGUCUUGGGAUUCCUUUAUCCUAGACACAAGUGGUAGUGUCUUUUUUAAAUUUUAAAUUACUUAGUGUUUAUAAUUUUCCAUGAAUAUUCUAUAGCUACAUUGGAAAUUUCCAAUGUAGGAAAGGUCGUGUCUUGUCAAAUUUGAUCCUGAAUCUGCUAGUCAUAUAGUCAGUCGACACUGACAAUUUAUAGUUUUUUUACUAUGGAAAAAUAAUCGGGAAAUUUUUUGUUACAAUUCUGUGAUGUGCCGAUUAGUUUCACAGAUUCACAUAUGUGUGAAUUAAAGUUCACCCCACCUUGGUAGACAUUUCUUAUACAUACUAUAUAAAGGUCAUGUUGAUCUGCGAUAUCUGACAUAUAUACAUUGUUGCUUUUUGUUCAUUGUGAUUGAAAGUUGAUUAUGUAAUGCUUGGCCAUCAUUAUAUAUGUAAGAUUAUUUAGUAGUUGCCAGUCAAAUUUGUGCAAUCAAGAAAUACAUAACGCACAGCAUAUAAUUGUAACAAUGUCGUUUAUACUACUAAAUAAAAUACUACGUUUUCAAUAAACUGAA
Molecule: messenger RNA, 1984 nt
Organism: Priapulus caudatus
Lineage: Eukaryota; Metazoa; Priapulida; Priapulimorpha; Priapulimorphida; Priapulidae
Product: procollagen galactosyltransferase 1-like
Exons: 4
Coding region: 109-561 (150 amino acids)
Molecular function (GO): procollagen galactosyltransferase activity
Source: RefSeq, a predicted model, not a curated record